CGACGAUGGCGGAGGAGCUACAGCCGACUUCACCGGUCGCAGGAACACCAGCUCAAGGCAGCUUUACCGUUGUCCUUGGAGAGGUCCGACGGACCAAUCACGCGAACAAUAACGACGAUAACGCGCAAGUAGUCCCUUCGUUCUGGGCAUCAGUGGAUGUCGUGACUAGUGGCGAAGCAUCGGCCGCGUUAUGGUGGGCAUCGGCGCAGGACACUGCCGCCCGAGCCAGCACCGCCGUGCUCACAGUACAGAGUCUAUCGGGUGAAGACGAGAACAUGGUAUCGUCGUUUCGAUACGCACAACCGUCCAAGCUGUUUGCGUUGGACGAACCAACGUUGAUCCGUCAAUUGUGCGCGUCGGUGGUGCGCGUCACAUUGUACCAAGGUGUGGCGCGAGACAAGGACGUAGACGUGUUGGUGAAAGCGGUGGAUGUGCCGCUGCGGCCGCUGGUCGUGGCGGUUCAACUGGACCAACUUGUGGCUUUCUCCGACACCAUCGGGGUGCAAGUGGGGGUAGCAUUUGAUGUGGCGUUUACAGAGUAUUUCAAAGGCGCCAAGGCCCUGUCGUUGCUGUCGUUGUCGAUUCGCCACCUCCCCCAAGAAUGGAAGUUGGUGCCCAAAGAAGGAGAAGACGUCGCGUUGUUGGUGGCGUCCCCCGAAGCCAACGCUGCGAAAUACACGGCGACAAUUGUCUUGCCUGGUUUCGUGGGCACGGAAGUGGUGGGGGACACCCCCCCCGCUUCAACUGUUUCGAUGGCACUCGAAGGCAAGCUCGAACUAAGUGCGACAAAAGACUUCAAAAGUGAAGGCGAUAGUAGUAACGACAACGACGACAUGUGGGUUGUAAAGUUGGAGCCUGUCGAUCCCACACAGCUGUGGUUCCUUUCCAAGGGCCAACUCGGGGCGUGCCUGGAGUGGAUCGAAAGCCCAUGUACCGCCGCCAUCUUCAUUCAACGUGCCCAAGCCGGUGUCGACUCGUGGACUGCCACGUCAUACCUUUCCCUCGCCACCGCCCUGGUUCCUGGCUCAGACAUCGUGUCAUCGGUGGCGCCGCUGGCGCAGGGGGUGGCGCCUUCGCGAGAAAGUUUGGAGGAAACUCUAGCCAAAGCAACGUCAAGUGACGACAAGAAGAAGGCACAGGCCGCGUUGAACGAUUUCGACAAUGUCCUCACACGCAUCGCAGGCCAAGCUGCGUCGUAUGUGAGCGCGGGGGCGAUGUGCCAUGUGGAGGUGGCGUUGCUCCCCGGGGCAUGGGUCCCCCUCCCCCCUGUGCCCACGCCUCCAGCCAUGACCCUCCAGGAACUCAUCCCGCCUCGACCCCCCCUCCCCCCAUUUCCCCAACGAGAUGCCCAAGUGUCCAUGCACAAGGAACUGCGCAAAAUCGUGUCGAUGCUCAUCAAGGAGUACGACAAACUGUUUCUGCAGCCCACGGACAACGAUCAUGACGACGACGACGAGUGCACGCUGCUGUCCAAAGAUGACCGGCGUCAGAAGCUCAUUUUCCACCUCAACGCCGAGGGGCUGUACUUCGAUUUCAAAGAAAAGCUCAAAAAAGCACUGGUGGCCGUGAUUCGCGAAAAGUUUCCGACAAGUACCGCUUCUGGGACGACUCCCCCCCUUGGCGCCCUCUCGCCUCCCCAACGCCACGACCAAACCGCGUUUUUCGCGCAGCUGUACAGCUACUUGAUGGAAGAAGUGCACGUCGUCCUGAACGGCGUGUUCCACGGGGUAGAAGUGCACGAGGCAGAGGACGACUCCCCCGACGCCAUCCGCCUCCAACUCGCCACGUUAAAGCUGCAAGCGUGGGAAAGUGAAGUGAACGGCCAGCUCAAAAAAGCGUCCACCGCCUACACCGACCGCGUCCACGUGGCUGCCAAACAUGCGCGCGACAUCCCCGACCUCCACGCGCCGGUUUGGUUUGACUUUGCUCUGUUUUAUGCCCGUAUCCAAGACCUGGACAAAGCGGGGGAAUGCUUGCGCCAGUGUCUAGCUAUCGACCCCACCCACCUCGGCGCCAUACAAGCGUACGGAGCGCUCCUGUGCCAAAAUCACGAAUUCGACGUGGCUGACAUUGUAUUGAAGAGUGCUCUCGCCAUCUCGCCUUCCCCCAUCGCAAGCCACCAAGCGAGGAGCCACGGAUUACUCGCGGUGUACUAUGCGAUUUCGCAGUCGGACCGUACAGGCAACCUGCGCCUCCACGAACUCAUGCAGGCGGCAGCUCUGACGAAAUCCACCGCCACAUUCUCGUCCCCCACCGCUGAGUGCGUCGGCAUCGCCGCCUACUGCAAAGACCUGGGCUUGUUUUCACUUGCGCAGGACGCCCUCGCCUUGGGGGACGCCGUGAUGAAGCCCAAAACGGUGCUCAGCACGGCGGUGUUGGCGACGCAAAAGCUCGUGCUUGGCGCGAUUGAUUUGCAUUUCCAUCGAUUUGCCGAGGCAAAGCAAUGGUGCCAGGACGCACUGGACCACGACCCCGACUGCGCAGACGGGUGGUACCUCCACGGACUGGUGGCAUCGACGCAGAACGACCUCGCGGUGGCCCUCGCGAGCUACUCCCAAGCACUGGCGCGCCCCGACCAGCUCAACGAUAUGUACCGACUGCCGCUGUAUUUGCAGCUAGGGGCGCUGUUUAUACACCACCAACAAUGGGGGCCGGCCAAGGCGAUUUUCCUGCGCGCGUGCCACGAGAUUUCAGUCGCUUCGGCCUGGCUCGGCGUUGGCGUGGUGUCGGUGCGUCAAGACGACUGGGAAGGCGCGGAAAUGGCACUGGCGGAAGCAAAUGUUCUGGAUCGCACCAACGCCGACGUGUGGGGGUACCUUGCGCUCGUGUGUCUCAACGCGACCUCCCCUCGUCUGCGCGAAGCCGAACAAGCAUUGGAGCAAGCCCUUCGCUACGAUUUAGCGAACACGACCCUGCUCCGUGAGCUCAGCAAUGGGUUUGUGGCGUUGGAUAAACUGGAAGUGGCCGAGUCGCUCUUGCGCCGGUCCCUCUUGGCAGGCGACUCGUCCCUCACCCGCAAGACCCUGGCGGAUGUGCUGGCGGCCCAGAACUGCGCGUCCACCGCGUUGGACCAGUACAAAAAGGCGCUGGAAGGGUGCAGCAGCAUGGGCGACCGCGCGGCGUUGCUGGCUCGGUGCGCGAACUUGCUCAGCAUGCUCGGCCGACUGGAAGAAGCAAAGGAAUAUCUCGAUAUGGCACAACAUCAGCAACAAGGAGCGGACAAGGAAGCGCUCAUUGGACGGCAAGUGCAACAACACCACCAUCGAAUGGACGGGCCAUAGAAAGCACGAUAUAUGGAAAGAGCACUUAUAUUCGUCGUGAGGUUGUUGGGAAGGCUGGACUGUAUCAAGUCAUCACAUCUUUGGCAGCCUUUCUGCACAGAGCCAGCUAGCAAGGCGGUCGGAUAAGUAUUUGGGGGGCGGUUGCUCUCUCUCGAGAUAACUGUCACUAAGUCUUUUGCGGAUGCAC
This is a messenger RNA of Aphanomyces astaci, 3468 nucleotides long. RefSeq lists its product as hypothetical. Gene Ontology annotation, biological process: cilium movement; cilium assembly. Bases 6 to 3281 code for a protein of 1091 amino acids. The record is from RefSeq and is a predicted model, not a curated record. The transcript is spliced from 13 exons. Gene Ontology annotation, molecular function: protein binding. Gene Ontology annotation, cellular component: extracellular exosome; motile cilium. NCBI's taxonomy places the organism in Eukaryota, Oomycota, Saprolegniomycetes, Saprolegniales, Verrucalvaceae.